Molecule: messenger RNA, 513 nt
Organism: Akanthomyces muscarius
Lineage: Eukaryota; Fungi; Ascomycota; Sordariomycetes; Hypocreales; Cordycipitaceae
Exons: 2
Coding region: 1-513 (170 amino acids)
Source: RefSeq, a predicted model, not a curated record
AUGCGGCUCUCUACUCUUUCUGCUGUCAUCGUGGCCAACGCCGUCGGCGCGCUUGCCGUCGAGUCGCUCUCUGAAUCUGUCAAAGACUUUCCUCAAUGCUCCUACUCUGCUUUCAAGAACGCCCUCGAGAAGGAGGGCUGCGAUGUUAAGGACGUUGGAGCUGGAACGUUCGAUUGCAUGUGCAAGCAUGUGGCCAGCAUCGCUGUCACCAUGGCCAUGGACAAAGUCGAUGCCAAUUGCCAGGCCAACUGGAGUACUGCCUUGACAGGAGUGUGCGUGCAGUGGUCGGUGUACAGCACCACUGCUACCGACUUCCCUGAAGCCACCAAGGCACUCGCAUCUGAGCUCGGCGCGGCUGCUAAUGCUGGCCCCACCAGUGCUGCCGGAUCUGCCGCAAGCAGUGGCUCAACCGCAGGAGCAGCUUCCACGUCUUCAUCCAAGGGAGCUGCUGCUGCCUCUACUCCAGUGAUGGGGCUUCUCGGCGCGGCUGCUCUGGCGGGUAUUCUGGUCUAA